This is a messenger RNA of Condylostylus longicornis, 810 nucleotides long. RefSeq lists its product as uncharacterized. The transcript has 5 exons. NCBI's taxonomy places the organism in Eukaryota, Metazoa, Arthropoda, Insecta, Diptera, Dolichopodidae. The record is from RefSeq and is a predicted model, not a curated record. The coding region runs from base 1 to 810 and encodes 269 amino acids.
AUGGUAUCAGAAUACAGACAAUUAUUAAAAAAUCAUCAAGCUGAAUUAAAUCAUACCGUCCAUGAAGAUGUCGUUGACUUCUUUUUUGGUUCUUGUAAUACUAAAACGAAUUCUGAUACAAAUAUUAAAAAUAGUACAAGUAAUCAUGAAUUACCAAUAACAAAAGAACCAUUACCAAAUUCAUCUUCAGCUAAUUCAUUAGACAAUCAAAGAAAAUCGAUGAAAAUCUCGAAAAGCUUUAAUAAAUUUAAUAACAGUAAUAAUAUUGAUGGAAACGCAAUUAUAAUUAAUAGCGAUAAAAAUGAUGAAUUCAAAGAUACUGAUGUCAAUUGUAAUUGUAUUGAUGAUUGUGAUUGUUGUGAUGAUACAUCUUGUGUUUUAAUAAGGAUAGUACGAAAUGUAAAAAGAAAACAAUCAAAUGAUGAUGAUAUAUGUUGUUGUUUUCCCAUAAGAAGCUCGUCUACUUAUAGAAAUAGGAAUAACUAUUCUACACAUAAUGAUAAUGAUUGGUAUAUAAGAAGUACCAAUAGUUCACCAAUUGGUGUACAUAUAACUGAUGAAGAUGGACAUACAUCGACCGAUAGAAAUCAUGAUGAUGCAAUUGUUGAAAACGAAAAAUAUGAUAACUGUGGUUACGGCAGUUACGAUAAUGAUAAUACAGGGGGCGGUGGAGACACGGGUUGUGACUCAGGUGGGGGCGGAGACUCAGGUGGGGGUGGAGACUCAGGUUGUGGCGGAGAUUCAGGUGGCGGUGGGGAUACAGGUUGCGAUUCAGGUGGCGGUGGAGAUUCUGGUUGUGCCGAUACUUGA